Molecule: messenger RNA, 1149 nt
Organism: Aspergillus tubingensis
Lineage: Eukaryota; Fungi; Ascomycota; Eurotiomycetes; Eurotiales; Aspergillaceae
Exons: 4
Coding region: 1-1149 (382 amino acids)
Source: RefSeq, a predicted model, not a curated record
AUGAGCACAUCUUGGAAGUACAACUGUUCAGGCCCAUCUCCCGAAUGGAUCGCCAACAGUGAUAUCACAGGCACCGGUGUUGUCUUCAGCUACAUCAUAACAGCCGGAAUAGUGGUCGUGGUUCUUGCACUAUACUACUUUGUCGCAUAUGAUCCCUCUCAUGAUCCAUUUCAAGGGUCCAAAAGGAACAGUGUACCCAGGGCCUUUUACCCUAACCCAGUGGACGCACUUAUACUCGAGGACUCGAGACGUAUAGCAAUGGCUUGUCUGGGUGCAUUUGGUUGCAUUUCCAUCAAUAAUACCAGUUUUGAGGAAGCAUUCAUCAGGUGUAUCAUCGCAUUCAGUGACAUGCAGCUCUUGACUGGAUAUUCGAUACUUAUCAGUGGUUUUUCGCAGCUUCGCUCUGGUCUACAAACAUUCUACUGGCAAGUUGUCAUAGGUCUGACCUGGUUCUCUACCAUUACACAUCUUUCUUGCCUGACGGCGUUGCGCAAUCACCUUUAUCUUCACUCCUCUGAGCGUACAUGGCGGCUAGCUGCCAUGGCUAUAUUGUGCGUUCUCUUGGCGAUUGGCCUAGGAUUUACCGCAAACUAUGAUUGGGCCUUUUUUGGCGGCGGGGACGAACCAAAUUACGGGGAUGCUGCAAUAUGCUAUAUUCGAAUCAGAUCGCCAUUGGGACACGCUUUCUAUACUAUGCUAUUCUCGGUCCUGCUUAUAACCUUUUCAUUCGUGGUGCGCAUUGUCAAGCUCUAUCGAUUCCUUUCAGUGGAUAUCUUCACCAGGGCAAGGUCGAGGGUCAAACACUGGACAUAUACAAGCUUACGGAUCGUGCAUGACUGGUCAGAUGCAUCAGCCCAGCCGCCCAGCUUGAUAUGUAUGAUCUGCUAUUAUCCAUUAUUAGCAGCUAAGCUAUCGGCGGAUCUGCUUGUCGAUGGAUGGGCGUCUGUCUUCAUGGAGAUCUUCUGGGUAGCUGUGGCCUAUUCCUGGGGUAUUUAUCGGUUGAUUGCCGCGCUUCAGAUGACAUGGAAGCCGACUGGAUUUCUCAAUGGGUCGAGCGAUUGGACGUUUGGCCAGGUUAUUGCGAUGCUACUGCUCGCCGGGCCCCUCAUAACGAUAGUGGAAUCAUUUCAAUCCGAUACUGGUGGGUAG